GAAGUUUGCAAACCACGUGCGUGGGUCGCGGCGAACGGCCAGGCUCCGGAAGGACCAGAGAGAGGGGGCGGGCGAACGGGGCCCACGCGCUCCACAGCGGGCUGGCACUUCGCACCUGCUCCCUAAAUCUUGCCCCGCCUCCGCUCCCCUGCCCUUGGCAGCCAGGGGGCUGGGAAGCUGGGAUGCCGGGGCGGGGCGAACGAGAAAGCGCAGGCGCGGGAGCGGAAGGGCGUGGCCAGGCUGCGUACGCGUGCGCGCGCGCACGCGCGCGUGCUGGACCCACGUGCACCUCCAGUGACGCUCCGCCCUCCCAGGCUCUGCUCGCUGGCGUGGUCAUGGGCUCGGGCCCGGUGGCAGGCUGGGUGCGGGCGCGGUACCUCGUGUACUUCCAGUACGUGGGCACGGACUUCAACGGGGUCGCGGCUGUCAGGGGCGCCCAGCGAGCCGUCGGGGUCCAGAACUACCUGGAGGAGGCUGCAGAGCGGCUCAACUCGGUCGUGCCGGUCAAGUUUACCAUUUCCAGCCGCACGGACGCCGGGGUCCACGCGCUGGGCAACGCGGCUCACUUGGACGUGCAGCGCCGCUCGGGCUUGCCGCCCUUCUCUCCCGAGGCCCUGGCCGAAGCCCUCAACGCUCACCUGAAGCACCCGGCCAUCCGGGUAGUUCAGGCCUUCCGUGUGCCCGACGACUUCCAUGCCCGCCAUGCUGCCACAUCCAGGACCUAUGUGUACCGCCUGGCCACCGGCUGCCCCCGGUAUGACCAACUGCCCGUGUUUGAACGAAAUCGAUGCUGGGCCCUGCGGGCAGACUGCUUGGAUUUGGCUGCCAUGCAGGAGGCUGCCCAGCACCUCCUGGGGACACAUGACUUCAGUGCCUUCCAGUCGGCUGGCAGCCCGGCCACUAGCUCGGUGCGCACCCUGCGCCGAGCCUCCAUGCACCCUGACCUGGCCGGCCCCUUUGUCCUCGCCCAGGAGAGUAGGAAGUUGCGGUUCUGGAGCCUGGAGUUUGAAAGCCAGUCCUUCCUGUACAGACAGGUCCGGAGGAUGACAGCUGUGCUAGUGGCCGUGGGGCUGGGGGCUCUGACACCCACUCAAGUGAAGGCAAUUCUGGAGAGCCGGGACCCCCUGGGACAACACCAGAGACGUGUGGCCCCAGCCCAGGGUCUGUUCCUCAAGUCAGUGUUCUACAGGGAGCUUGAUGGGAAUCCAGCUUAUGCCCAGUGGGAAAGCCAGGACCCAGAAAACAGGGAGAUCCCACCCUGAGCUGCAGACCUCAGGCUGGAGACCAGCAGGCCAUGGGCAGGUGGCCUGCAGUGAGGUGAGGGGCCUCCUACCCAAGCCCCACUUCUGACCUAGCCCUGUAAGCAAGUUCCCAACUGAGGCGGCUGGAGAGGGUGGUGAGGCGCUUGACCCCUGGGACAAAGCAGGGGCUCUGCAGCUCAGCUGGAGACUAGACCUGGGGCCGGCCCAAGUGCCUGCAGAGAGCCCCCCGCCCUCCAUCUGUCCGUAGGUCCUGCCUCCCCAUGGCCUCCAUACCUCAGAUGACCCCCAGACACCCAGCUGAGGUCAGGGCAGCUGUGACACAGUAGGCCCAGCUGCUGGAAUCUGCCCAGCUCUACAGGCCCAUGCGCCUGGCAGGAACCAGCCCUGUGCCAUCCAGCUCUCAGCCAUCAGGCCAGAGCAGUCCUCCUGCCUCCCAUCGCCCUGAACCUGCCCAAAGUCUCCACUUCCCUGGGCAUCCCCAUAUGCCCCAGGUGGGCCACGCUGGGGACGGACUGCAGGAGACAGUAUGAACACCAGGACAGGGGCACUCAGCCUUUGGUUUUACUAGAAGUGAUGCCCCCAGAGCGCCCACACAUCUUCUGUGGGCUCAGGGUAGAAAUAAAAGGUGAAAAGGC
Manis javanica (Malayan pangolin) is the source of this 1897-nucleotide messenger RNA. The record is from RefSeq and is a predicted model, not a curated record. NCBI's taxonomy places the organism in Eukaryota, Metazoa, Chordata, Mammalia, Pholidota, Manidae.